This is a messenger RNA of Andrographis paniculata, 2019 nucleotides long. RefSeq names its product trifunctional UDP-glucose 4,6-dehydratase/UDP-4-keto-6-deoxy-D-glucose 3,5-epimerase/UDP-4-keto-L-rhamnose-reductase RHM1-like. Gene Ontology annotation, biological process: nucleotide-sugar metabolic process. The transcript is spliced from 2 exons. NCBI's taxonomy places the organism in Eukaryota, Viridiplantae, Streptophyta, Magnoliopsida, Lamiales, Acanthaceae. Gene Ontology annotation, molecular function: dTDP-glucose 4,6-dehydratase activity. The coding region runs from base 1 to 2019 and encodes 672 amino acids. The record is from RefSeq and is a predicted model, not a curated record.
AUGUCGACUUUCAAGCCCAAAAACAUCCUCAUCACUGGGGCUGCAGGCUUCAUAGCUUCUCAUGUCGCAAACCGGCUCAUCCGAAACUACCCGGACUACAACAUUGUCGUGCUGGACAAACUAGAUUAUUGCUCCAAUCUCAAAAACCUCCUUCCAUCCUCAUCUUCGUCGAACUUAAAGUUUGUCAAGGGCGACAUUGCCAGCCCAGACCUCGUCAACUACCUCCUCAUCGUCGAGAACAUCGACACUAUAAUGCACUUUGCAGCGCAGACACACGUCGACAAUUCUUUCGGCAACAGCUUCGAGUUUACAAAGAACAACAUCUAUAGCACCCAUGUUCUUUUGGAAGCAUGCAAGGUUACCGGUCGGAUCAGAAGGUUUAUCCAUGUCAGCACCGAUGAGGUCUAUGGGGAAACCGACGAGGAUGCUGUUGCCGGUAAUCAUGAGGCCUCGCAACUCCUCCCGACAAAUCCUUACUCUGCCACCAAAGCUGGAGCCGAAAUGCUUGUAAUGGCUUACGCAAGAUCUUACGGGCUUCCUGUCAUUACAACCCGAGGAAACAAUGUUUACGGCCCCAAUCAAUUCCCCGAGAAGCUGAUUCCUAAGUUCAUCCUUUUAGCCAUGAGAGGGGAAGUUCUUCCGAUUCACGGCGAUGGUUCUAAUGUCCGAAGUUACCUUUACUGCGAGGAUGUUGUUGAGGCCUUCGAAGUGAUUCUACACAAGGGAGAAGUCGGCCAUGUUUACAACAUCGGGACCAAGAAGGAAAGGAGAGUGAUCGACGUAGCUAGAGACAUAUGCAGACUGUUUGAGAUCGAUCCUGAUAGAAACAUUAAGUUUGUGGAGAACAGACCGUUUAAUGAUCAACGGUAUUUCGUCGACGACCGGAAGCUGACGAAUUUAGGAUGGUCGGAAAGGACAACCUGGGAAGAGGGUCUGAAGAAGACUAUCGACUGGUACACGAAUAACCCCGAUUGGUGGGGAGACGUGUCCAGUGCGCUUCUUCCCCAUCCGAGAAUGCUGAUGAUGCCCGGUGGAAUCGGGAGGCAUUUCGAUGGGGCGGAUCGGUACGACUACGGGACAUCAGAGCUCGAUCGGAAUCCUAAUCGAACAAGAAUGGUAGUACCGAGCCCAAGACAUUCGUCGUCGCCGGGCAUCAAGUUUUUGAUCUAUGGCAGGACCGGAUGGAUUGGUGGUAUGCUCGGAAGAUUGUGCGAGAAAGAAGGUAUCCACUACGAGUAUGGAAAGGGUCGUCUUGAGCAUCGAUCGCAGCUUAAAGCAGACAUUCUAGCCGUGAAGCCAACGCACGUUUUCAAUGCUGCUGGUGUUACGGGUAGACCGAACGUUGAUUGGUGCGAGAGCCACAAGACUGAAACGAUUCGCACGAACGUUACCGGGACAUUGAACUUGGCAGACGCAUGCCUCGAGCAUGGGCUUCUCAUGGUGAACUUUGCCACUGGCUGUAUAUUUGAGUAUGAUGAUCGACACCAGCAGGGUUCCAGGAUGGGGUUCAAGGAGGAAGAUACUCCUAAUUUUACCAGUUCUUUCUAUUCGAAGACCAAGGCCAUGGUGGAAGAGCUCUUGAAAGACUACGACAAUGUGUGCACGCUGAGGGUUCGAAUGCCUACAUCUUCGGACCUGAGCAAUCCGCGCAAUUUUAUUACUAAGAUCACGAGGUAUAGCAAAGUGGCUAACAUCCCCAACAGCAUGACAAUCUUGGAUGAGCUUCUCCCUGUUUCAAUCGAGAUGGCGAAACGAAACCUUAGGGGGAUAUGGAACUUCACAAAUCCGGGUGUUGUCAGCCACAACGAGGUUUUGGAGAUGUACAAACAAUACGUCGACCCGGAGUUUACAUGGACCAACUUCACACUCGAGGAGCAAGCUCAGGUCAUAGUUGCUCCAAGAUGUAACAACGAAUUGGAUGCUUCUAAGUUGAUUAGUGAAUUCCCGGAGAUUCUUCUGAUCAAGGAGUCAUUGAUCAAGUUCGUCUUCGAGCCCAACAGAAGGGUCACACCGGCCUGA